Molecule: messenger RNA, 4408 nt
Organism: Notolabrus celidotus (New Zealand spotty)
Lineage: Eukaryota; Metazoa; Chordata; Actinopteri; Labriformes; Labridae
Gene: glis1a
Product: zinc finger protein GLIS1
Exons: 10
Coding region: 421-2265 (614 amino acids)
Biological process (GO): regulation of transcription by RNA polymerase II
Cellular component (GO): nucleus
Molecular function (GO): RNA polymerase II cis-regulatory region sequence-specific DNA binding; DNA-binding transcription factor activity, RNA polymerase II-specific
Source: RefSeq, a predicted model, not a curated record
AGAGAGAGCUGCUGUGACAAUCCGCGUGCAGCCAGAGCGAGGCACAGAGCAGCUAACAGGCAGUGAAAGCAUGACUGGACACACACAGUGCUAGACUACAGCAAACUACUCUUUCUGAAGAUUUCCAAAGGUGUGAAUCCAAACGUGUGACUGUUGGAGAGUGAAGCAGGCAACAGAGAGGAAAAUGCAGGAGUGAUGACUGACUGAGUUUGGAACAAAUGACAAAAGAUUACAAAUCCUGAGGAUGAAAAUAGAAGAUGCCAGCUGCUGAAAAUCAACUUCAUUUGUUACAUUAAAGAACAGAAGAUGCUGUUAUUGCUUUAACUCUUAAUGGAUUCAUAAAGUUGCCCCAAAGUAAUACUUACAACAACAAUUCUGUUGAAGGGAUCUCUUGGUGGUGGUCAGCGAGUGGGGGCCAGGAUGUGGCCCCCUGACCUCGGGCCUCCAGACGUCCAGCUGACUCUUCCUGGUUUUGGAAGUGUGUUUGAGGAUGCUGAGGACCAUCAGGUGCCGCUGUCUUCAGGUGGCCUCUGUCAGUCCUCGAUACACUCAGGUGGUCUGGGGGUUUGCUGUCUCCAGAGGACUUCUCUUUCCCUGUCCUCGCUGGGCCGGGACCUCACCUCUCUGCUCAGCUGUAAGACAGCUGGACCCCACAUAGAAAAGACCAUGGAGGACUUUGCCACCACGGCGCAGAGAGAUUCAAAAAACCACAGCCAAAGACUCAGCUGUUACCCCCAGCCGUCCCUCCCUUUGUCCUACAUGCUCACCAGCUGUGCCACAUCUUCAUCAUUUGGCUCUCCAACAUCCUCUCUGUCCUCUUCCUCUUCUUCCCCUUCUUUAUUUUUUUCUUCUUCUUUGCCUCUUUCUGAUGCACCCAGAGGGAACAAGACUCCUCAUCAACAACAAAAGCUACAGGAGGAGUAUCACUCCAUCAAACAAGAGCCUGCAGACGACUUCUCACCGUGUAAAAGGGAGCCGUUCCAAAUCCCCAACCAGCACGGGGAGCUGUUCCGUGUAAGCCAGCCUCUCCAAGUCCACGACAGCCAGGACGGCACCCCGCUUCAUUUCCCCAGGCUCAAUGGACCUGCAAGACAGGAACCCACAGUGGACCAACAGGAGCAGUUGUGUCACUGGAUCGACUGUUGUGCCACUUACAGCAGCCAGGAGGAGCUGGUGAGGCACAUCGAGAAGGUCCACAUCGACCAGCGCAAAGGAGAAGAGUUCUCUUGUUUCUGGGCUGGCUGCGUGCGGCGCCACAAACCCUUCAACGCUCGCUACAAGCUACUCAUCCACAUGAGGGUCCACUCUGGAGAAAAACCCAACAAAUGCAUGUUUGAGGGCUGCUCAAAGGCCUUCUCACGUCUGGAGAACCUGAAGAUCCACCUGAGGAGCCACACAGGAGAAAAACCAUACAUCUGCCAGCAUCCCGGCUGCCUGAAAGCCUUCAGCAACUCCAGUGACCGAGCCAAACACCAACGCACACAUCUGGACACGAAACCGUACGCCUGUCAGAUCCCAGGAUGCACCAAACGCUACACUGACCCCAGCUCGUUACGGAAACACGUCAAAGCUCAUUCAGCCAAAGGCCUUCAGGAGAGAGAGGUGAAGGUUCAGGUGCACACUUUGCUGGAAUCAGACCUUUUGAGUGAUUGCCUGGCGAGGCAGCAUCUCCACAGCUCUGCCUCUUCCCACCAAGGAAGCAGCUCACCUUUACCGAGUCUGGAUGACUUCUCAGGUGUGUACUCAAACAACAGCACCGUCCACAACAGGGGGAAUUCAGAGUUUCUUCCUCCACCGUCAGACAACUGUUCCAGAUAUCCUGGCCUGGAGGGAAACUUCGACUCCAACAGUCCAAUAUCUCCACUGACGAGCCCGGGGAGCGUGAGAGAGGGGAACAGGUCAGCAUCCUUGUUCAUGCCUGCUAAUGUCAGCCCGGUGAGCUCCACAUCAGACCGAGCAAACAUCCCACACCAGAGCUACAACAAAACCUACAGCCACCAACAAGUCCUCUCACAGCAGCAAGGAUGUCUGUACGGAGAAGGGAAGGCAGUUCAACCCGUCAGUGAUGGAGGCUUUGAACCCGCCAGUUACUUCCCAAACCCCUCCUCCUCUCACUCUGUAGGGUUUGACUUGUUGCAGGACCUGCAGGGUCAGGCGGGGGGCGGUUACUCCAUGUCGCCCUGCUCAGACGACAGCUUCCUCUUUCAAACGGGAGGCGUCGACCGCUGCCUCAACCAGAUCUACUCCAUCUACCUGGACUCAUGAUGGCCAUCCAUGACCAAAGAACUGAUCUGAUUCAGACUCCCUCUGAGGACCAAAGGCAGCAUGUUUAAUGUGUGGCAGCAGACAAUCACCAUAUACUGUAUAUCCAAAGGUGAAGUUGUCAGAUUGUUCAUGAAAAGUGCAAAACAAAAAAAAAGGGAAAGGGAGAUUUGACGGUACAGCCAAAAGAGGCAGAGCUGCAGACAUGCACAGAACUAAUAUGUCCAGCUUUCUAACGUCAUUAGCAGUGAUAUUUUAAUUCAGAGAUGACCACAGCAUUCGUGAUCUGGAUAGAAGGAGCUAUAAGAGUUUGUAACGUUUGUCUCAUUGAAAAGUCAAGAAGAUUUUUCCUCUUGCUCUGUUGAGAUAAACUGUGUCUCCACAGCAGCUCUGCUUCUGAGAAAUGUUCAAGAAAAAUAAAGAUAUCUGUCAAAACAGAUACUCUAAUGUAGUGGUUUCCAACAUGCAGCAAAAAGAAAUCUGUUGGGUCAAAAGGUGAAAAAGUAGAAAGCCAAGAAAAAGAAAAUCUGCUGCAUGUAAUGUUCUCUUUUUGUCGAACAUGCCUCUGGUUUUUGCAUCAAAAAGAAGUUACUUGCUAAAAAAAAAAGUUGUGAAUCAUGAUUUGACAGGUGAAACGUUGCUUUUAUCAGUGAGCAAGGAGUAGUUUAGCAUUUUUUGGAAAUGUGCCUUUUGUUUUCUAGCAGAGAGUUGGAGAACAAGAUAACUAGUAACUGCUCCAGUAUAGCCAUAGCCAAGUUAGCUCAGCUCAGCACAGAUGCUUUAAGUAGGAGGAUUUGGCUUGCCUUGUUCUGUCAACAGAUUAACAGAAAUUAUCUUAGAGUAACUCUAAUCCUCAUUAAUAAACUGGUUUACUCUUGUUAAGUUAGUUUGGGUAAAACAGGGUUAUGUGUUGGAUUAUUUGACGUAAGGAAAUCACUAAAUCAAGAAAAAAAUAGUCCCAUUAGUAACACAAAGUUCAACCAUGACGUGUUGUUUUUACAUUUUGCUCUGUGUGGAGUGAAAAAUCAAAGAAUAGAUCAUCACUCAUCGAGCUGUAGUUGUAGCCCAUACACUCCAGCUUCCUCCCACAGACUAAAAACAUGCCAGCCAGGUUCAUAGGUGACUCUAAAUUGAAGUGUGUGCGUGAAUGGUUGUCUCUGGUGACCUGUCCUGGAUGUAUCCCUCCUGUCGCCCUAUGACAGCUGGGAUAGGCUCCAGCCCCCCUGCGAUCCAGAGUGGGAUACACAGUAAAGUGGAUGGGCAGAAUUGGGCAAGCUGUUUGUUUAACAGCAUUUGUGCUAAGCUAAGCUAAUAGGUGUGUCCCUAUACCUUAAAUACUUUACACUCAUUCAUGAAAACUAAUGAUCGUAUUUUGAUUUUGAAGCACUUUUUUGAUCAAGAAAAUAAUUCAUUAUAGUGCUGGAGGACAGCAUGACAUUUAAUUUAAAUAAUACAAUCAAUAUACAAAAGUGAAGCUUUUGGUUUUCCUGUCAAAGUUAUAUUUUCUGUUGAUAAAUAAUGUAACCAAAGUGAAAUUCAGAAACCUCAGAUAGCGUGUGCAUUUACAUUAUUGCUGUAGGAUUUGUUCUGCAGGAAGGUGGCAUGUUCCUUAAACUGAAGCAGUACUGCCACCUAGUGUCUGAAUGACUGAACAUUAAAUUGAUACCAUGGUACAUGAUGAUGUGUGUUUGUGUGGUACUCCUGGGAUAAAUAAACUGACACAUUAGACAUCAAAAUGCACUAAAACAUGAAUUCUGUGAUUUUUCUGCCAACAGAUAAGUUUCAACAUGUGUAAUCAAACAACUGUAGCAUAAUCUCAUUUUUAUUAUUCUUCUCUUGUUUCAUUAUCAAAGUGCCUUUUGUGAUUUUUAUCCAUUCCUACCAGUGUUUUUAUUGUCUAUCAGUGUUUUUGUAUAUUUUCUAUCAGUGUUAUAUUCAGUGAGAGCGAGCUGUGCGUUGUUUACAAAAAGUUCUGUGCACUCUUUUCUGUCUCAUCAGAGGCUUUAAGAAAAUGACCAACCAGAAAAUGUUUACACUGAUUUUGUAGCAAUUCAGAGUUUUCUUCUGAUGUUUUUGAACAGUAUGUAUAGACUGUAUAAAAAUAUGCCUGCCUUUUUAUAUCUGAAUAAAAAAAUAUCUGUUUGUA